Messenger RNA from Candidula unifasciata, 963 nucleotides. NCBI's taxonomy places the organism in Eukaryota, Metazoa, Mollusca, Gastropoda, Stylommatophora, Geomitridae. The record is from the annotation of a GenBank genome assembly.
AUGUUUAAAAUUGAACAAGACCAGAGAGUGUUGUUUGUUGGGUUGGUGUGUGUGGACCUUUUCAAUGUGUUGCCAACUUUUCCAACAGAAGACCAGGGUCACAGAUGCCUUGACUGCUACUGGCAACGAGGAGGCAAUGCAUCAAAUUCAGCAACUGUCUUGUCUCUACUGGGUGGCAACGCUGAGUUCUUUGGCACACUCUCAGAUGACAGGGAAUUAGAUUUUAUUCAGAAAGAUUUCAAAGAGUACAAUAUACACUUUGACAAAUCUGUCAUUAUCCCUAAUACAUCGUGUCCAAUGUCAGUUGUUAUUAUUAGCCAAGAGACCAAAACUCGAACCAUUCUUCAUACCAAUAAAAAUUUACCGGAAUUAUCCCUUAGCAAUUUUGAACAGAAAAUUGAUUUGAACUCACCUUCUAUACGGUGGACUCAUUUUGAAGGCAGAGACAAUGCUUAUGAAAUAUCAAGGAUGCUGACACACAUAAAUCAAUAUAACGAAGACAGAAAAAGUGCUGACAUAGGAUACAAACCAAUAAUUACAUCAUUAGAAGCAGAGAAACUUCGAUUAGCUCCAGGACUAGACAAAUAUAAUGUCUGGGAGCUCCCCGAUGUAAUGUUCAUUAGUAAAGAUUUCGCCAAAAGUCAGGGUUACAAAACAAUGACAGAGGUUGUUUCUGGAUAUUUGUUGAAGCUUAAGAAAGGUGCUGUUGUAAUAUGUGCUUGGGGGGAAGAAGGAGCAGCAGCUAAUUCAGAAGAAACAGGUAUUGUAACUUCGUCUGCAUUUCUACCAGAGACUGUACAAGACACAUGUGGGGCUGGAGACACUUUUGUUGCUGCCACCAUAUUUGCUUUAUCUCGGGGUCAGGGUCUCCUGAAAGCUAUAACUUUUGGAUGUGCUGUUGCAGGAGCAAAGUGUGGAAUGCAAGGAUUUAAAGGUCUUUCUAAUGUAACAAGAUUGGCUUAA